Molecule: messenger RNA, 540 nt
Organism: Racocetra persica
Lineage: Eukaryota; Fungi; Glomeromycota; Glomeromycetes; Diversisporales; Gigasporaceae
Source: the annotation of a GenBank genome assembly
AUGCAAAUACCGAUCUUGAACUUAACAGCGGUAUUCUGAUUGCUGUUUCAAUUCUGGAGAAUGAAGCUGCUGAGGCAAAAGAAAUACAUAACGCAAUAGAGAGUUCUUUAAAAGAAAUCGCUAAUAAAGAAAUUAUAGGCAAAAAUAUAACACUGUAUUUACUUAAAAGAGUGAACGAUAUUACUCGUGGUAGAUCUUUAAAAUCAAAUAUUGCAUUAAUCAAAAAUAAUGUUAUGGUUGGAAGCCUGAUUGCAAAAUGUCUUGCGGAGUUUGGUUCCAGCAGCAAAAACAUAAAAGAAGAACCAACAGAAAAGGCAGAUUCAUCAUCAUUGUUAAUAUUUGGUGGUUCUUCUAUGGAUAUAGCUUCGACUCUUGACCCGGUUGAAUCCAAAAAUUAUUCAUAUUAUUACACAUCAUCUCCAGACAAUCCACCGGAGAAGUAUAAAAUUGUAGAAAAUCAAAGAACCGCAAUAUACAAUGCAAUAAAUGAUCCUUAUGGUCAGCUUAUUUGUGCUGUUGCUGACAUGAAUAUAUUCGAUA